Messenger RNA from Aspergillus novofumigatus IBT 16806, 210 nucleotides. RefSeq lists its product as uncharacterized. The record is from RefSeq and is a predicted model, not a curated record. The transcript has a single exon. The annotation marks the transcript as partial. Lineage: Eukaryota; Fungi; Ascomycota; Eurotiomycetes; Eurotiales; Aspergillaceae.
GCCCAAGAGGUCGUCGCUACCCCAACCGGGAUGACCAGCGCCCCCAUGAUUUUGCCCUUCCAAGCCCUGUAUGACAGGGCACCAGGACCGAAUGAGAGCGAUAUUACUAUUACCACCCAGGAGUUUAGGGCAUUCGUCCAGACCAUUUUCUGGGACCCUCUAUCAAGUGGCUGGCCCAUUCCAUUUCAACAAAGGCAGCCAGUCUCUUAA